UCGGAAGUAUACACAUAAAUAAUAUUUUAGUGAUCUUCGUUUUUAUUUGUUUUCCUCUUUUUUUUCACUUCAUCUUUGCUUAUCACUAUCUAUCCAACAGCACACACAAAAAAGCUAUCAUGAACAAUAAAGGUCAAAAUUACGAUCCUCCACCAGGCCCACCACCUCCUAUCUAUCAGCAAGGGAAUAAUAAUAAUAAUCCACCGGGACAGCAGUAUUAUCAACCCCCACCGCAACCUCCACCUGGUGGUCCACCACCUGAACCUCGAAAUGGACGUCGCAAUCCAAUUACAACGUUCUAUGCACCUCCUGAGAAUCGUUCUUUGGGCAUGAAACGUCGUUGUUGCUCGGUCAUUUGCUGUUGUAUCCUCAUUGGAUUAAUCGUCGGUCUGGCGUCAGGUCUUACACGUCGAUCUUAUUAUCGCGGAUCAGGACAAGCAUUAUGUAAUACAUCCGCGGACUGUUAUUCGCGUUAUGGUCCCGGCGUUCAAUGUUAUAAUAGACGAUGUAUCCGACGUUAGGUGUUCUUUUGCUUUUCUGUUUAAUUGUACUACUUAUGAAGACCCCAUGGAUUCUCUGCUAAAGAUAAAUAUAAUAAACACAUCUUAAAUG
Messenger RNA from Radiomyces spectabilis, 612 nucleotides. RefSeq lists its product as uncharacterized. The transcript has 4 exons. The coding region runs from base 120 to 521 and encodes 133 amino acids. NCBI's taxonomy places the organism in Eukaryota, Fungi, Mucoromycota, Mucoromycetes, Mucorales, Radiomycetaceae. The record is from RefSeq and is a predicted model, not a curated record.